Molecule: messenger RNA, 1266 nt
Organism: Erinaceus europaeus (western European hedgehog)
Lineage: Eukaryota; Metazoa; Chordata; Mammalia; Eulipotyphla; Erinaceidae
Gene: SLC25A26
Product: solute carrier family 25 member 26
Exons: 11
Coding region: 124-1251 (375 amino acids)
Biological process (GO): transmembrane transport
Cellular component (GO): mitochondrial inner membrane
Molecular function (GO): S-adenosyl-L-methionine transmembrane transporter activity
Source: RefSeq, a predicted model, not a curated record
UGGGUCGGUGUCACGUGGCUGCGGAAGCGCUGACACGACCAGUCUCCGCCUCCAAGAUGGCGGCGCCCAGUACCUGGCGAUGUGACCUGCUUCUGUUUAACUUGUAAUGAUAGCCUGGACGGAAUGGACCGACUUGGUGCCACAGCCUCGCUGGUGGCAGGUGGAGUAGCAGGCGUCUCUGUUGACUUGAUAUUGUUUCCUUUGGAUACCAUUAAAACCAGGCUGCAGAGUCCCCAAGGGUUUAAAAAAGCUGGUGGUUUUCGUGGAAUCUAUGCUGGUGUUCCAUCUACUGCUAUUGGAUCUUUUCCAAAUGCUGCUGCCUUUUUUAUCACCUAUGAAUCUGUGAAAUGUUUUUUGCACACUGACUCAUCUUCAAAUUUGAAGCCUGUGAAACAUAUGUUGGCUGCCUCUACAGGAGAAGUGGUUGCCUGCCUGAUUCGAGUUCCCUCUGAAGUAGUUAAGCAGAGGGCACAGGUAUCUGCUUCUUCGAGAACUUUUAAGAUUUUCUCUGGUAUCCUAUGUGAAGAGGGUAUCAAAGGAUUGUAUCGCGGCUACAAAAGCACAGUUUUAAGAGAGAUACCUUUUUCAUUGGUCCAGUUUCCAUUGUGGGAGUCUUUAAAAGCCCUCUGGUCCUGGAGGCAAGAUCAUGUGUUGGAUUCUUGGCAGUCAGCAGUCUGUGGAGCUUUUGCAGGUGGAUUUGCAGCUGCAGUCACCACGCCUCUGGAUGUAGCAAAAACAAGAAUCAUGUUGGCAAAAGCUGGUUCCAGCACUGCGAGUGGGAAUGUGCUCUCAGCCCUGCAUGGGGUCUGGCGGACGCAGGGACUGCCAGGAACCCUCUGCUGCCAGGAAUAUUCCCGAGAAAGCAUAAAGCAACAAGGUCCUUACAAUUAUUUGCAGGUGUCUUUCCUCGAAUGGCAGCAAUCAGUCUGGGAGGUUUCAUCUUCCUCGGUGCUUAUGACCAAACUCGCAGCUUGUUGUUGGAACUUGGCACAGAGAGUCCAUGAAUUAGAGAUGGUUCCACGUCCGCUUCUUUCAAGAAGGGGGGGCUGCUGUGAGAACUCUUACCCUUCCGGUGAGCAGCUGUUUGACCAUCUGAACAGGCUGAAAUCCGGUUUUGCUGAUUGUGACAUGGAGAAUGUCUUCCAGGCUAUAGGCUGGAAUGAUAUCAUCAGCCAGUUUGCCAGAAAGGGAGAAAACGGUGCCCAUAGAAGUUUUUUUUUUUUUUUUUCCUCAGAACUUCUUAAUAAAUAAAUUUGGUAAUUCUCA